CUUCCUUCAUGCCAUUGCCUGAGGAAAGGCAGGAGAGAGGGAGUGGUACAGGAAGGAGAAAAUGAUCCCAGGUUCAGAGAUCUUUUCUAUCACACUGUUUCCCAUCUGGAGAUAGGACAUCAGCUUGUCUGGUCAGAGACAUCUCUUUCUCCUCACUCCUCAUUUUGGUGGAACAGCAGGACCCACACAGCACUUGAGAAUACUGAUGAUCAUGGGAUCCAGGACAGGCUGGGACAGUUGAGAUGUCACUUCACAUGGGGGCUGCUAUUUGAAGACAAUGAAAUGCCAGAUUUAGAAAGCAGGGUCUUGGAAGAGAUUGAGUUCCUAGACACCAAAUACAAUGUGGGGAUAUACAACCUCCUGGCUUAUGUGAAGCACCUGAAAGGCCAGGAUGAGGAAGCCCUGCAGACCCUGAGAGAAGCUGAAGACUUGAUCCAGAGGGAGCACGCAGACCAGGCAGACAUGAGAAGCCUGGUGACCUGGGGCAACUAUGCCUGGGUGUAUCACCACAUGGGCAGAUGGGCAGAAGCCCAGGUUUACCUGGACAAGGUGGAGAACACUUGCAAGAAGUUGGCAAGUCCCUCCCGCUACAGGCUGGAGUCUCCUGAGAUGGACUGUGAGGAAGGAUGGGCCUUGCUGAAGUGUGGAGGACAGUAUUACAAGCGGGCCAAAGCCUGCUUUGAGAAGGCUCUGGCAGUGGAGCCUGAAAACCCUGAAUUCAGCAUGGGGUUCGCCAUCACCGCCCACCGCCUAAAUUACAUUAAUGAAGAUGUAAUUUCUCUAGACCCCCUAAGGAAGGCUGUCAGGCUCAACCCAGAAGAUACAUACAUUAAGGUUCUCCUUGCCCUGAAGCUCCAAGAUAUAGGACAGGAAGCUGAGGGAGAACACUACAUUGAGGAAGCUCUGAACAACAUGUCCUCCCAGACCUAUGUCUUUCAAUAUGCAAGCAAAUUUUACCGCAAAAAAGGCUGUGUGGAUAGAGCUAUUCAGCUCCUUCAGAAGGCCUUGGAGGCAAGACCCAAUUCUGCUUAUCUGCAUUAUCAGAUAGGGCUAUGCUACAGGGCAAAAAUGCUUCAAGUGAAGAAUGCUACAAAUAUGAACCCUAGAAGGAAAGAAAGAGAAAAUGUGGACACAUUGGUUCAACAAGCUAUAAAUGAAUUUCAAGAGACUCUAAGACUCAGGCCAACAUUAGAGAUGGCUUAUGUUUACCUGGCUGAAAUGUAUGCAGAAAUAGGCCAGUACAGAGAGGCAGAGGAGAAUUUUCAGAAAGCAUUAUGCAUGGACAACAUUGCUGACCACAUGCAGCAAGACAUUCAUUACCACUAUGGCCGUUUCCAACAAUUUCACAUGAGAUCCGAAGACAAAGCCAUCACCCAUUAUUUAAAAGGUCUAAAGAUAGAGGAAAUGUCCUUUGCCAGGGAAAGACUUAUAAGUGCCUUAGAAAAACUGGCCAAUAGUCGUGUUCGCCGGAAUAUAUGUGUUGUGGAGAGUGUCAGCCUCCUGGGGCUCAGCCACAAAUUGAAAGGGGAAGUGAAGGAGGCCCUGCUGUGCUAUGAGAGGGCUCUGAGGCUCACUGCUCAGCUGAACGCCAUGUUUUGAAGGAAGGGGCACCGUUUCCCCUUUAAUCCACUCAUAACUCAAUAGAACAACAAGCUUUCCUACUUGCUGCCUCCAAAAAUGUGUACCUGAUGAAAUAAAAAGUAGAUGGAGACGACACAUGCUGUCUCUCCUGCCUGCCUGGCCCUGCCUUCUCCCUGCUUCCUUGGUGUCGAGGCCAGGAGCAUCCAUCCUUCCUUGCAUCCCUGCACUCGGUGGCCGUGGAUGGUUUUCCUGUAUAAGCACCAAGCAGCUGCUGGACCCACAAGGAUCCUUUUCCUAAUGACUGUGCCCUGGACGUGAACAGCGUCCACCCUCAGUGUAGCUGGUGUCCUGGACAAUGGAGAAUUCAACAGAAAGGGUUACUUUUUAUGUGGCCACGUACCCAGAGACACCACAAGGCACUUCAAGAUCUAAGAUCAAGACAAAUGAGCAAAGAGAAGAAUUAAAAAGGAAAGGCCUUCAGGAGUUUACUAUAUCAUUGCAGUCCAGAGGCCCAACUGCCCAGGCCCCUCUGUAGACAAGACCUACUGGUCAGUGGCACCUCCUACCACCUUCUCAUCAUUUCACCCUUUCAUUUACAUGUUUCCAGCUACUGGUAAUUACAAGGAGCUACGUGAUCCAAACACAGAGCUAGGAAUUUAUUCCAAGCUACAAUGACUUGAUGUUUUAGGGAAAGAAUAUGGAAGUCUAAAAGCUGUUAGAACAAAUUUAAAAAAAUAUUUAAAUACCUGAUAAAAGCCUGGGUUAGAGGACUUUCCUAAUCUCUGUGAGGUCAGUUCAAGAGAUGUUUACAUACUACAUGUAGGUAACCUAUUUGAACAAAAAUCAGUAUUCUGGAGAAUAAAUGCAUGUAAGAAAAAUAAUCUGUUUGGGGUGUGCAAGCUCAAAAUGACAUAAAUAGGUUCAUACAGUUUUAAAGUGUUUAUUGGUUGGUGUGUAAUAUCAUCUUUUUUGGCUGACAUAAAAAUAUUCAGUAAAAUUGGUUAAGAGCACCAAUUCUUUGAGUGACUUUCUCAAACAAUGUGUAUUCUCUGUGUAGAAAGAGAAAACUAUAAAACUAGCAAAGGCAGUCAUGCAAAUUCAAAUACACCAAGUCUUUAGAAAAUACAGGGAAGGUAUUCACUUUUGAGGACAUGGGAUUGGAAGCCUGACUUAUGUGACCUGGAACCCUGAGGGAUGUUGACCAAAAAUGGGGACUGGGAGGAGGAAUGUACUUGGUUGUGGCAUAUACUUGACACUUGGGGAACCCACAAGUGACAUCUUUUCAAUUUUGUUCAUACUUAACCAAGAGCAUAUUUAGUAAAUUAAGCCAGAGGAAACUACUAGAGCAGGAAUAUUGUCUUUCAUUGUGGGGGAAUAAAAAGUAUGACUUGGGCUCAUAAGGCCUCUGAAUUUCUUACCAUGAAUGUUGCAGAACAGCUUGAAAGGGGAGAUUUGCCUCUGCUCAUGGAAUUAACCUAAAUGAGAACUCUGAGUCACAUCUUUGCUCAUUGGAAGAUACACACAAUAUGCUUUUGCUUGUCACUCUAGACAGCUCUUGGUUUGGCUCAGUUUUAUAGUUGUUGGUCAAGUGAAGGCCAUUGUUCCUGAGCCACUGGCUGGUUUUGGCAAAAAGGUGAUUGGGAUUUAUAUCCCCUUGGCUGAAUUCAUCACAAAUAUAAUAAAGUUACUCAGCUAGUUGGUAAGUUGUCAGAAAAUUAGAUUUCAAUGCACCAAAUUUACUCAUCAGUUAAUAAUCAAACAUUCCCAGCACUCCAGGUACUGGAAGCAAAAUCUGUUUCCUAGCAACUGAAUGUACUUAUUAGAGUUUUUGAGUUUCUACAAGUGCGUAUGCAUGUAUGUGCGUCUAUGUGCAUGCAUGCACAUGUGAGGAUGGGCUCGGGGUAGCAAAAGGUAAGUCCUCCAAAAAGCUGUUUUUAAAACUUCAGCUCUCAGAAAAAUAAGAGGCUCUUGAUAAGGCACAAUGGGUUGGUCAGCUGAAAGUUUUGUAAGUCUGCUUUCUCAUAGCUCCUAUAUGCAAUAUGCAGCAGAGAAGAACAGGGAAGCCAAGAGUAUUGAAGAAUGCUUAGCUCUCUGCUUAUACUAAAAUGAAGACUAUGGAAGAAUACAUUAAACUUUGUAAUGUUUCCCUGUAGGGAAGGGUGUGGAAAAGAAAGAGGGACUGCAGUAAAAGAUAGACUUCUCCGUAUCUGCUUUUGGAAGCAUGUCAAUGUUGUACCAAAUUCGUAUUUUAUUUUAUUUUUUAAAUUAUUUUUAUAUAUAUAUUUUUUGCGGUGCUGGGGAUUUGAACCCAGGGCCUUGUGUUUAUGAGGCAAGCAAGCACUCUACCCAACUGAGCUAUAUCCCCAGCCCUCAAAUUCAUAUUUUAAAAAGCCAUCUACAUAUGUAUGCUAUUCUUUAAAACGUUUUAACAAUUAAUUAUGCUGAAAAACAUUAUGCUGAUUGCUUUCUUAUCCAAUAACAAAGAAAAGGAGAAAUUGAUGGAUAGAUAGAGAAAUGAGUGGAUUAAUAGAUAUGCAAUAAACAUAAAAAAUGUAAAAUGUAGAAUCUAGGUGUGUGAGUGUUCAUUGCAGAAUUCUCUCCGUGUUUCUGUUUAACAAUGAGUAUUAUAC
Sciurus carolinensis (gray squirrel) is the source of this 4211-nucleotide messenger RNA. Its product is annotated as interferon-induced protein with tetratricopeptide repeats 1B-like. Lineage: Eukaryota; Metazoa; Chordata; Mammalia; Rodentia; Sciuridae. Gene Ontology annotation, cellular component: cytosol. The transcript is spliced from 2 exons. The coding region runs from base 283 to 1599 and encodes 438 amino acids. Gene Ontology annotation, biological process: defense response to virus. Gene Ontology annotation, molecular function: RNA binding; protein binding. The record is from RefSeq and is a predicted model, not a curated record.